AUGGAUUUUCAGUGCAGAACGUGUAGCCAGGCUUAUGAUGCUGAGCAGAUGAUGAAGCAUCUCUCAAGUACGAGGCAUAAAACUGUAUUCGACACUUCAAAUGAUGAAGAUAUUUGCUGUGAGGAAUGUCAAGAUAAAAAUAUACACCAACUUCAAAUCAUCAGGUUUGGGGGUGAAGACAUGGUUUUACUUUGUAAUUCGUGUUUUCGGAAAGAAUAUUCAGAAACGGAGCGUCCAUCAACUAGCUACUCAUUACAAAACGGCUCUAUAUUGAAAUUUUGGGAAAAGUACGUGAAAGUCAGGGAAUGUUGUUGUGAUGAGUGUGGGGAAGAGUCUAACUUGAAUGCAAAUAGAAAUGGAGAAGUAUUAUGUGACAAGUGCUUGCCCAAAUCGAAUAGAGCUAAAGACUUUGUUUCUGAAAAAAGUGGAAGAUUCCUAUACAUCUACUUGGGACUGAAUGAAACACAGAAUAGCACUAGAAAGCCUAGAAAAAAGGGCGGCAGAAGAGUUGGUAGAGGAAAGAAGGGCAGGAAGGGUGCUAAGAUUAAGAAGGAGAAAAAGGAAACUUUCGAGGCCAAAAUAAGUAGAAUCGCUUAUGAAGUCAAGAAAGAAAAUAGUACCAUUCAAAGCUCUAGUAGUUCCAAUCUAAGAAACUUCAAAGGUUUCAAAGCGGUGGAAAGCGAUCCAGUAGUUGCAGCAAAAGUAAGCAAAUCAGAGACUAGUAGAAGUAAUCCUGGCCCAUCAAAUCGAAACAAAGGGAAAGGAAAUAAGGCAAACCACAAAAAGAAUAGUGGAAAUGGGAUAGGAAAAGAGAAAGAGAGGAAAACAAACAUUAGAAAUAAUGUCCGUAACAGCCAACCUAUACCAGAGGACAGAAAAAAUACCAAUAGCCACGUUACAACAAACUCUGGAGGGAAAGGCAAGAACGAAUCAGUGGAUAAGCACCAAUUACCGCAACCAAAAGCUUUGAAUGGAAACGGGUCGGGCAGUACUAAUACUACUGGUUUGAAAAAAGGGAAAAAAGACCAUGCUGGCCAGAAGACUAAGGGCAAUGAUAAAACGGGUAAUAAGAAUCCGCGAGAGGCCAAACUAAAUUCAGCUGGCAGAAAGAAUGCACUUGGCAAAAAAUCAAAUAACCAGCCAAAUAAGGGAACUAGCAGGUGGACAAUUGGAUCUGAUACUGAAUCUUCUAGAGAACCUAGUAUUAGCCCAAACGAGAACACAACUUCAAUUACUAAAUCGCGAAACCGCAAUAAGAAGGCUAGCAAGCCGACGCUGAAUGAAAAAUCAAAAACAACAACGAUGCCAAAAAAGUUGGAGACAAAAAAUCAAGAGAAAAAUAAUGGAAAAACUAAGGACGGGAAACUUAUUUACGAAGAAGGUGAACCACUCACAAGGUAUAAUACCUUUAAGUCAACCUUAUCAUACCCCGAUUUGAACACAUACCUAAAUGAUUACUCAUUUGCCCUUUUUUUGGAACAGAAAUUAGAGAACGAAUUUGUUCAAAACUUCAACAUACUAUGGCCUCGCAAUGAAAAAGAUACAGCUUUUAUAAUCAACGUUGAGAAGAAUAAUAAUUCAGAACUUGAGAAAUUACUACCUGCAAAUUUGCUUGCACUCGGUAGACCGGCAUUUAAUGAAAGGCAACCAUUUUUCUUUUGUACUCAGGAUGAACAAAAAGUUUGGUAUAUUUUUAUCAAAGAACUUUCUAUUCAAAGGGGUAAAUACGUGUUGUUAGUGGAGCUUUUUUCGUGGAAUAAUUUGAGUUUGCCAACGAAAAAUGGUUCAUCUCAAUUUAAGCUAUUGCCAACUUCUGCGCAGACAAGUAGAAUUCUAUUUGCCAUGACGCGUAUUACAAACCCAAAAUUUAUUGACCUAUUACUAGGCCAAAAGCCUAUUAAAGAGAUUUAUUUUGAUAACAGGCUAAAAUUUUCCAGUGACAAGUUGAACCGAUCUCAGAAGACUGCAGUGGAACAUGUUCUAAACAACAGUAUCACAAUUCUACAAGGCCCACCUGGUACAGGUAAAACAUCAACAAUAGAGGAGAUAAUCAUCCAAGUAAUUGAAAGAUUUCACGCAUUCCCAAUAUUGUGUGUUGCCGCGUCAAAUAUUGCUAUUGAUAACAUUGCCGAGAAGAUUAUGGAGAAUAGACCGCAGAUAAAGAUCUUAAGAAUUUUGUCAAAGAAGAAAGAACAACAGUAUAGUGAUGACCACCCAUUGGGCGAAAUUUGUCUCCACAAUAUUGUAUACAAAAAUCUUUCCCCAGACAUGCAAGUCGUGGCAAACAAAACCCGCAGGGGCGAAAUGAUCUCCAAAUCAGAGGACACGAAGUUUUAUAAAGAGAAAAACCGUGUCACCAACAAGGUCGUAUCUCAAUCGCAAAUAAUUUUCACGACAAACAUUGCUGCAGGUGGUCGUGAAUUGAAGGUUAUAAAAGAAUGUCCCGUGGUAAUAAUGGAUGAGGCUACACAAUCAUCAGAGGCUUCAACACUAGUCCCACUUUCGUUACCAGGUAUAAGAAAUUUUGUCUUCGUUGGGGACGAAAAGCAAUUGUCAAGUUUCAGCAACAUCCCUCAACUGGAAACCUCACUAUUCGAAAGAGUCCUAUCUAAUGGCACGUACAAAAACCCACUAAUGCUGGAUACGCAGUACAGAAUGCACCCAAAAAUUAGCGAAUUCCCCAUUAAGAAAAUAUACAAUGGUGAAUUGAAGGACGGUGUCACGGACGAACAAAAGGCAUGGCCUGGCGUGCAGCAUCCGUUGUUUUUUUAUCAGUGCGAUUUGGGGCCCGAGAGCAGAGUGAGAAGCACGCAAAGAGACAUAGUCGGGUUUACGUACGAAAACAAACACGAAUGUGUAGAAAUCGUGAAGAUUAUCCAAAUACUAAUGUUGGACAAGAAGGUUCCGCUGGAAGAAAUUGGUGUCAUAACGCCCUAUUCUGCACAGCGUGAUCUGCUGUCUGACAUCUUGACCAAAAACGUAGUUAUCAACCCCAAACAGAUUUCUAUGCAACAAGAAUACGAUGAAAUUGAGCUAUUUAACGCGGCUGGUUCUCAAGGAACCGCCGGCAGUCUACAAAACAAUGUGAUUAACAUCAUCAACGGCCUACACGUCGCGACCGUAGACUCCUUUCAAGGCCACGAAAAAUCUUUCAUCAUAUUUUCAUGUGUCAGAAAUAACACCGAAAACAAAAUCGGCUUUUUACGUGACAAAAGAAGGUUAAACGUGGCAUUGACAAGAGCCAAGCACGGACUAAUUGUGGUGGGCAACAAGAAUGUCUUAAGAAAAGGAGACCCCCUAUGGAAAGACUACAUUACCUACCUCGAGGAACAAGAGGUCAUAUUCACUGAUCUCACAGCUUACUAG
Molecule: messenger RNA, 3366 nt
Organism: Saccharomyces cerevisiae S288C
Lineage: Eukaryota; Fungi; Ascomycota; Saccharomycetes; Saccharomycetales; Saccharomycetaceae
Gene: ECM32
Product: RNA helicase
Exons: 1
Coding region: 1-3366 (1121 amino acids)
Cellular component (GO): cytoplasm
Molecular function (GO): DNA helicase activity; helicase activity; ATP hydrolysis activity
Source: RefSeq, marked reviewed